Messenger RNA from Photinus pyralis (common eastern firefly), 2599 nucleotides. Its product is annotated as protein inscuteable homolog. Bases 163 to 2457 code for a protein of 764 amino acids. The record is from RefSeq and is a predicted model, not a curated record. Gene Ontology annotation, cellular component: apical cortex. The transcript is spliced from 5 exons. Gene Ontology annotation, biological process: asymmetric cell division; apical protein localization; establishment of mitotic spindle orientation. Gene Ontology annotation, molecular function: cytoskeletal adaptor activity; protein binding. Lineage: Eukaryota; Metazoa; Arthropoda; Insecta; Coleoptera; Lampyridae.
CGCUUAUUGUUGAAUAUGAAUUUGUGGCGCUUUGACGAGCCGCGUUUUACAAAAAAGUCGUAAACUAAGGUACUCGUUUUUUUGUGAAGUGGUGACCUUAAAGGUUAGUGCUUUGUAAUUUCCUGCGGAUUUAUACUACUACAAUUAUCAUCGUGACAAGAAAUGGGAGAAUUUCAAAGAAGUCCGAGUAAAGUAUGGUGGCAAGACGACUACGAUAGUUGGCCAAGAAUGUCCAGUCCUGGCAGUCAAGAUUCCGGUUUUUCAGACGCCGAAAAUUUACCCCCCCAUGCGGACUACCAGAAACAAUCACCAAACGCAAAUCUGCAGAAUUUCCCCAAAGAAAUCCUAAAAAAUAUUUCCGAAGAAGACCUGAAAUCUCAAAACUUGUUUAGCAACAUUAAACAGAAGUUUUCGCCGAAGAAAAAUUUAAAACAUUUAUCCGUUUCAAAUUUGCGGACACCACCGCGUGAUUUUAAAGAACCGACGAGGACGGUUCAGUCCGAACCGGUAAAGAAGCAGAGGUUUUAUAGGAACGGUUCUUUAAAAGUUAGCAGAAGUUUGUUUAAAAAUACAUUAAAAGACGAUACCUCUGUACGUUAUCCUUAUCAGUAUGCAGAAGGAAUAAAUGACGACGUUGAAUUACAACACUCGAAUACUACCAGUAAGGUCACAUUCGAUGAUAGUCACAUAUGGAAAUCAAACGAAAACAGUGUCGAGUCAUUCGAAGGCGUUAAAACAUAUCCGUUUUUAAACGAUAGUUUAUCGUUUUUAAUACAGAGAAAUAAAUCAGCACCUGCGAUUUUACCACCCACAGACGAUGACUGUAAGAAUAUCAGUUUAUCUUCACACGAUUCCCUGCAAAGUAGUGAUAGUGAAUUUGAAUCGGCUUUCCAUAGCCUUUUAAACUGUCCCACAAACACUUCGACGCCUAAAGUUUCUAAUAGAAGUUUUCGAAACAUGAGACAACUGAGAAAUAAACGAAUUUCGAAAAUGGCAGUUUUACAAACGAAUAAAAGUUUGUUUAGGCUAACUCCGGAAGCCCCGCCUGUGCGAAAAUGGCUUCAAGAAACCAAAUAUCUGUAUGAAACGGAAUGUACAGCUACCCUCCAAUGCAAGUCAAUCGCCGCCGAAUUAAAUCAAAAGGUCGCCCUAUUGGCUACAAGUUUGACUUCUCGUUUACGAAAAGUAUUGUCUGAUUCCGAAACGAUACUAUCAGAGUUUAAUAAUAUUAAAACCCAAAAGCAUCACACUGGAGCGUUGGCUCAAAGCGUCGCAAGAUUAGUUGAAGAAUUCGUGGCGAAUUUUAACAGCACAUGCGACCCGUCGGAUGUUUUGGACAUAUGCGAUAAUAUAAGAUGUACGAAUUUAUACGAUAUAUCAAGACUAAUUAUUCAACUUAGUCUAAAGUGGGAAGCACUCCAAGAACAGAUUUUGAAUGACGAAUUAAAAAAAUUAGUAGCCGAAUUAGAAGAUCCCCAUUCCGAGCUUCAUGUGCGCGCAACAGUAAUUGGAUUGACGUCCAUUGCGUUGAGAAAUAAAGAAAUUGUUAACAUUUUAAUUUCUAACAAUUGCGUGCAGGUACUAUGCGUUUUAUGCGAAAAAUGCGAAAGUUCAACUGUGCGCUCAUUAAUUCUCCGCGCUCUAUCGACGAUCUGCGUAAAUAAUACGGCGAUAAGAAAAUUCGAGAAUAAUUCGGGAAUUAAUUUAAUUAGCGAGAUCAUCUCGAACGGAUCCUGUCCUGAUCCUGAAAGAUCGGAAGCGGUGGCUCUUUUGGCACAAAUUACCGCACCGUGGAUUGAAGAUAAUCGAAACGUCUACGGGUUACAACAACAGAUCCAAACUUUAGUUAAAUCGUUAACUAAUUUUGUUGCCAGCACGAAGUGUUGUCAAAAUUUACUAUUGUGCAUAGCCGCAUUAUCAAAUCUAACAGAGAUGGAACCGACGACAGUAAAGUAUAUCUUACACCAGAAUAGUAUUGGAAUUAUUUUACGGUCUGUGAAAGCACGAGGAAGCCUAAUUUCGGUGUAUGUCUUGGAGCAAGUUGCAAAUCUUCUUGCGAAUUUAUCAGGAAAACAAAUUGCAAGGGGUGCUUUGAUUGAAGAGCAAGCGGUGGCAGUAUUGCUACAUUUGCUGCAAUACAAUCACACCGACAAGGAUGUAGAAAUCCGUUUGCAGCAAAAAUCCAUUAUUGCGUUAUCGCGAUUGAGUAGCUGUGUAGAAGCUGCGGACCAAAUCGUAAAAUGUAAAGGAAUUAAAGCUUUAGUGGCACUUUGCCGAGAACGGAAAGAAAGACAUGACAGCGAUGCAGUUUUAGUAGCAGCAUUGGCAACUCUUCGCAAAACUGCUGAAGCGUGCGGAAAUGGUGUUAUAGAUUCUAUUGACGUUCAAGAGUUAGUUGAACCGAGGCUAUUAGACUCAUUUUUAGCCUAUUCGGCUCAAAAUGAGAGCUAUGUUUGAUGUUCCUGCCCCCUAGAAGCUUUAUGUGCCUUAUUUUACCUACCUAUGUAUUGUAAUUAUAUGUAUUUUGUAGAUAUGCUAUAUUAUAUAUUCAGUUGUUUUUGUUACACAUUACCAAAUAUAUAUCUUGUGUGAAUGGUGA